Molecule: messenger RNA, 2262 nt
Organism: Pseudophryne corroboree (corroboree frog)
Lineage: Eukaryota; Metazoa; Chordata; Amphibia; Anura; Myobatrachidae
Exons: 2
Coding region: 1-2262 (753 amino acids)
Source: RefSeq, a predicted model, not a curated record
AUGAAGCACCUAGUUAACUAUGUUACUUUGUAUACUCUAGUCAUUCCACCACCGCACCAAGAGGAUCUGCCACCACCGUGCAGUUUCAACAUGACACCAGCGCGCACUUUGAACCUGACACCACCGCGCAAAGUGGGCCUGCCACCACCACGCAAAGUGAACCUGCCACCAUCGCGCAAAGUGGACCUGCCACCACCACACAAAGUGAAACUGUCACCACCGCACAAAAUUGAACUGCCACCACCGCGCAAAGUGAACCUGCCACCACCAUGCAAACUGGACUUGAGACCACAGCGCAAAGUGGACCUGCCACCACAACGCAAAGUGGACCUGCAGCCACUGUGCAGUUUGAACUUGGCACCACCGCGCAAUGUGAACCUGCCACCACCACGCAAAGUGGACCUGCAACUACGGCGCAAAGUGGACAUGCCACCACGGGGCAAAGUGGACCUGCCACCACGGCGCAAAGUGGGCCUGCCACAACCGUGCAGUUUAAACCUGGUACCACCCCACAAAGUGAACCUGCCACCACCAUGCAAAGUGGGCCUGCCACCACCACGCAAAGUGAACCUGCCACCAUCGCGCAAAGUGGACCUGCCACCACCACACAAAGUGAAACUGUCACCACCGCGCAAAAUUGACCUGCCACAACCACGCAAAGUGAACCUGCCACCACCAUGCAAAGUGGACCUGCCACCACAACGCAAAGUGGACCUGCAACCACUGUGCAGAUUGAACUUGGCACCACCGCGCAAUGUGAACCUGCCACCACCACGCAAAGUGGACCUGCCACUACGGCGCAAAGUGGACAUGCCACCACGGGGCAAAGUGGACCUGCCACCACGGCGCAAAUGGGACCUGCCACAACCGUGCAGUUUAAACCUGGUACCACCACACAAAGUGAACCUGCCACCACCGUGCAAAGUUAACCUGCCACCACCACGCAAAGUUAACCUGCCACCACAGCGCAAAGUGGACCCACCACCACCGCGCAAAGUGGACCCACCACCACCACGCAAAAUGAACCCGCCACCACCAUGCAAAGUGGACCUGCCACCACGGCGCAAAGUGAACCUGCCACCACGGCGCAAAGUGAACCUGCCACCACCAUGCAAAGUGGACUUGAGACCACAGUGCAAAGUGGACCUGCCACCACAACGCAAAGUGGACCUACAACCACUGUGCAGAUUGAACUUGGCACCAUCGCGCAAUGUGAACCUGCCACCACCACGCAAAGUGGACCUGCCACUACGGCGCAAAGUGGACAUGCCACCACGGGGCAAAGUGGACCUGCCACCACGGCGCAAAUGGGACCUGCCACAACCGUGCAGUUUAAACCUGGUACCACCACACAAAGUGAACCUGCCACCACCGUGUAAAGUGGACCUGCCACCACCACGCAAAGUUAACCUGCCACCACAGCGCAAAGUGGACCCACCACCACCGCGCAAAGUGGACCCACCACCACCACGCAAAAUGAACCCGCCACCACCAUGCAAAGUGGACCUGCCACCACGGCGCAAAGUGAACCUGCCAACACGGCGCAAAGUGAACCUGCCACCACGGCGCAAAGUGGACCUGCCAACAUGGUGCAAAGUGAACUUGCCACCACCACGCAAAGUGGACCUGCCACCACCAUGCAGUUUAGAGUUAACACCACCACACAAAGUGGAUCUGCCACCACCGCGCAAAGUUAACCUGCCACCACCAUGUAAAGUUAACCUGCCACCACCGUGCCAAGUGGACCUGCCACCACUGCGCCAAGUGGAUCUGCCACCACCAUGCCAAGUGGUCCUGCCACCACCACACAAGCCACCGCUGAAUUUGGACCUGCCACCACUGAAUUUGGACCUGCCACCACCGCACUGUGUGGACCUGCAACUAUCAUGCCAAGUGGAGCUGCCACCACCACUGAUUUUUGAGCUGCCACCACCGAUGACUUUUGACCUGCCACCACCACUGACUUUUGACCUUCCACCACCAUCGACUUUUGACCUGCCACCACCGCUGACUUUGGUCCUGCCACCACCGCUGACUUUGGAGCUGCAGCCACUGCUGACUUGGGAGCUGCAGCCACUGCUGACUUGGGAGCUGCAGCCACUGCUGACUUUGGACCUGUCCCCACCACUGAAUUUGGACCUGCCACCACCACUGAAUUUGGACCUGCCACCACCGCACUGUGUGGUCCUGCUAUCACCUUACCACGUGGUCCUGCUACCACCACACCACGUGGUCCUGCCACCACCAUAUAUAUACCAGUAA